This is a messenger RNA of Tetrahymena thermophila SB210, 366 nucleotides long. RefSeq names its product antibiotic biosynthesis monooxygenase family protein. Gene Ontology annotation, cellular component: cytosol. Gene Ontology annotation, molecular function: oxidoreductase activity. The transcript has a single exon. The record is from RefSeq and is a predicted model, not a curated record. Lineage: Eukaryota; Ciliophora; Oligohymenophorea; Hymenostomatida; Tetrahymenidae.
UAAUAAAUAAUAAAUUGUAUCUAGUGUUAAUCAAGCAAAUUAUAAAUAGUUUAGUUGAAAAUAGAAAUGGCUGACCAAAAACUUAGAAUUGUUGCUCUCAUCUCUAUCAAGUAAGAAUCAAGAGAAUAACUUUUACCUGUCUUUAAGACUCUUAUUGAAGAAACCAGAAAAGAAGAAGGAAAUAUUAGCUACGUUCUUACUAAUGAUGUGAAAGAUUAAAACUCAUUCGUAUUUGUUGAAGAAUGGAAAAGCCAAGAAGCUAUUAAUUAACAUAUGGCAUCUGCUCAUUUUGUUGCAUUUUAAGGAUAAAUUAAAGAUCAUUUGGCUGCUGUUCCUUAAGUUAAAAUUCUUUCAGAACACUUUUGA